Marmota flaviventris (yellow-bellied marmot) is the source of this 1788-nucleotide messenger RNA. It is a transcript of the gene Mlx, whose product is annotated as MAX dimerization protein MLX. Gene Ontology annotation, molecular function: RNA polymerase II cis-regulatory region sequence-specific DNA binding; DNA-binding transcription factor activity, RNA polymerase II-specific; protein dimerization activity. Gene Ontology annotation, cellular component: nucleus. Gene Ontology annotation, biological process: regulation of transcription by RNA polymerase II. The record is from RefSeq and is a predicted model, not a curated record. Lineage: Eukaryota; Metazoa; Chordata; Mammalia; Rodentia; Sciuridae.
CAGGGGGCCCGCCCGCUUAGUUGUUUCCGGUUCGAUAGGUCCAAGAUGACGGAGCCAGGCGCCUCUCCCGAGGACCCCUGGGUCAAGGUGGAGUAUGCCUACAGUGACAACAGCCUGGACCCUGGGCUUUUUGUAGAAAACACUCGUAAGGGAAGUGUAGUGUCCAGAGCUAAUAGCAUCGGUUCCACCAGUGCCUCUUCUGUCCCCAACACAGAUGAUGAGGACAGUGAUUACCACCAGGAGUCCUACAAGGAAUCCUACAAAGACCGCCGGCGGCGAGCACAUACCCAGUCGGAGCAGAAGAGGAGGGACGCCAUCAAGAGAGGCUAUGAUGACCUUCAGACCAUCGUCCCCACCUGCCAGCAGCAGGACUUCUCCAUUGGCUCUCAAAAGCUCAGCAAAGCCAUCGUUCUACAGAAGACCAUCGACUACAUCCAGUUUUUACACAAGGAGAAGAAAAAGCAGGAAGAGGAGGUGUCUACACUACGCAAGGAUGUCACAGCCCUAAAGAUAAUGAAAGUAAACUAUGAGCAGAUUGUGAAGGCACAUCAGGACAACCCCCAUGAGGGAGAGGACCAGGUCUCUGACCAGGACAAGUUUAAUGUGUUUCAAGGUGUCAUGGACUCCCUGUUUGAGUCCUUCAAUGCCUCCAUCUCUGUGGCCAGCUUCCAAGAGCUAUCAGCUUGUGUUUUCAGCUGGAUUGAGGAGCACUGUAAGCCUCAGACCCUGCGGGAGAUCGUGAUUGGCGUCCUGCAUCAAUUGAAAAAUCAACUUUACUGAUGGCUCUUGGAAACAUGCAGAAUGGCCAGCAAGAGAUUUUUGAGUUUCCUAUUUGGUCUUGGGACUGCUGGGCCUGAGAUUGGACUGUGACACCUCACACCAGUCAGCUGGUUUCUACUUGGUGUUUGGUCUUCCCAGCUUCACUUCAUCUUCAGUGGAGUUGGGGGUUUUGUUUUGUGAAAGCUUCUGAUUAAUUUAUUAUAUUGACCAUAAAGUCAAACCUACCCAGUCUUCUUCUCCCUGUAAGUCCUCAGGACCGGAGUCUGUUCUGAGUAUCCCAAAGAACUCCUGGCCUUUCAGCUCUUUCUCUAAACCUCGGAUUUCUGUUCAUGAUUUGUGUGUACAUGGAAACUGCCUGUUUUGGUUUCUUGGGUAACAUGACUCAAGCAUGGAUGUUUUAGAAGUAGUUGGGUGGGAGAAAAGGAGUGAGAGGAAAUAGUCCCACAGCCAUGAAGGUUGAAAGGCUUAGACUAGGGCUGCCUGGUUAGUCUAAGAUGAGACUGGAGCUUUCUGGCCAGCUGAGGGCAGGGCUAUUGGGUUUCUAUUUUUGCCUUAUGUUCCAUCACCUCCUUCCUCCCUAUCCAUCCUUGCCCUGUUCUCCAGCAGUAGUCCUGCACAGCAAAGGCAGAUGAGACACAGCACUACAAACUUGAAAUUUUUUAUUUUUCUAAACAUCAACAAUGCAACUUCAGUACAGUUUCUGGGCCUCAAAAACCACCUCAGUCUUUCUGUCCAGUUUCUCUAUCAUCACCCAGUGCUGUCUGCACUUCUCCCAGGACUUAGGAGUGGGGGGAAAGGGUACAGAAAAUAAUCAAAAUGUGUCCUGGGAUGAAAGUACUGGGGGAUGUCUUAGGCUUCUCAAAUGCUGAGGUAUAGCAGCCUCUCUCUACUUUAUUUCCCAAGCUCCCUGCUGCUUUCUUCAGGUUUGAUGUCUGGGAGGUUUGAAUAUUCAGAGGACAUUAAAUAUUUUUAUAUCAAAUUAUAUCACAAUAAAUAUUAUAAAAUGCU